CCGGGUGUAGCUUCUGGGCUCGUAGUCCGCGUCUCUCUGUGGUGCCCUGACAGGGUUGGGCGGAGUUUGAGGGCCCUGUGCUGACAGCUGGGAUACAGUGGUGUACAGAACAGAGCCAUUCCUGGUCUUCAUGGAACUUACAGUCCAGGGGGUGAGAUGGACAUUUCUCCAGGAAACCCACAAAAAUAUGGCGACUAUCAAAAGGGAAUAGGAUCAUGGCAGCAGAUGAUGACAAUGGUGAUGGAGCAAGUUUAUUUGAUGUCUUUUCUGUUUCUCCACUUAAAAAUAAUGAUGAAGGCUCAUUGGACAUAUAUGCUGGGUUGGACACUACUGUUUCUGACAGUGCUUCCAAAUCCUGUGUACCUUCCAGAAAUUGUUUGGAUUUAUAUGAAGAGAUCCUGACUGAAGAAGGAACUGCAAAGGAAGCAACAUACAAUGAUUUACAGGUAGAAUAUGGAAAAUGUCAGCUGCAAAUGAAAGAACUGAUGAGAAAGUUUAAGGAAAUACAGACACAGAAUUUCAGCUUACAAAGUGAAAACCAGUCUCUUAAGAAGAAUAUUUCAGUACUUAUCAAAACUGCCAGAGUGGAAAUAAAUCGCAAGGAUGAAGAAAUAAAUAAUCUUCACCAAAGAUUGUCUGAGUUUCCACAUUUUCGAAAUAAUCAUAAAACUGCAAGGACAUCAGAUACAAUUAAAGCAAAAGAUCUUAAAUCCAGAUCUCCAAAUUUGGAUGAUUGUUCCAAGACUGAUCACAGAGUGAAAAGUGAUGCUUCUAAAGAUACACAUCGUAGCACUUCACCAAACCUGGAUAAGGAAGGAAAAUCACAUUCUGAAAAAAGGAGCACUUCAUAUUUGCCAUCAUCUUUCGAAAGACAGUGCACCAACGGCACUUGGUCACGUUCCCAUCAGGUUGGUGAGAGUAGCUCAAAAGAGGAUAAUAGAAGAGGGAGAAAAGAUAUUAGACAUAGUCAGUAUAGUAGAGGAAUUGAUAGAAUACGAAAAGACUUUAGUACUAGUUGUGGUGAUGGUGAAAUGAGGAAUAUCGAAGCUAGUCAAAGGCUACAGGGGCGUCCUGAGAAAUAUGGUAAAGGUGAACCAAAGGCUGAAAGUAAAAAUUCCAAAUUUAAAAGUAACACAGAUUCAGAUUAUAAAAGUGAACGUAUUAGUUCUUGGGAGAAAGAGACCUCUAGAGAAAGGUCACACACUCGAGUAGAAUCUCAAAGUGACAAAAGACUAGAAAGACAAGGUGAAAGAUCACAAAAUAUAAAUAGAAAAGAAAAAUCACAAGACAGAGAAGAAAGUAAGGUUGACCAAAAACCUAAAUCGGCAGUAAAGGACCAGGAUCAUUGGAGAAGACCUGAACGCGCAUCGCUUCCUCAUUCCAGGAAUGAAAUAACAAAAUCUUUUCAUAAUGCAAGCAAAUAUCAUCUAGAAGAGAGAAGAGGAAGGGAAGAGUGUAAAAGAGAUAGAGGUGUAAGUAAUCAUAGUUUUCAAGAUGGAAGAGUGCCAUCAUCUCUUACAAGCGGUAGAUCUCACAAACACAUUGAUUCCAAGGAAGUUGAUGAUAAACACCAAUGGGAAAAUACAUCUUUAAAAGCAGAAAGGCAUAGAACUGAAGAAAAAAGGAAAAGAGAACGAGAAAGCAAAGAAGAAAACAGGCAUAUGAGAAAUGAAAAGAAAACACCCACAGAACGUUUGCAGACUAACAGAGAAACUAAGAAAACCACUAUUGAUUUGAAUAGACACACUGACCCAAAAAAUGAUAAAGGUGGAGUCUCCAAAAAUGAAGUUUCUGAAAAUGCAGAUAAUAAGGAACUUCCAAUGAAAGCUGAGAGUGGUCCAAAUGAAACAAAAAACAAAGACUUAAAGUUGAGUUUUAUGGAAAAAUUAAACUUAACUCUUUCUCCUGCUAAAAAGCAGCCGAUUUCUCAAGAUAAUCAGCAUAAAAUAACUGAUGCUCCCAAACCCAGUGGCAUAUGUGAUUUGGAGUCCUUGGUGCAGGCUAAAACAGUGACAUGUCUUCCAUCUGUCAAUGAACAUAUCACAGAGGAAACUGAACCAAAGUUACUGGAACCAAAAGAUGCUCUUCCAGCAGCAUCUGAACUCAGGAUCAGUAUUCCAGAAAGCAAAAUCAAAGAGGAAAAUAGUUUGUUAGUUAAAUCUAUUGAGAAUACUAUGCACUGUGAGGUUUCCCUUUGUGAUAAAGUGACUUCCUUCUCAGCAUCUAUGGAAAUGGAACAUAUGGAAUCUUUGUUUCCAUCAUCAACAGAAACGAAACAAACUAUUAAUGGUGCAACCGCAGCUCCUAUAGUAAUGGACUUACUACAAACAGACAUUUCCCAAAGCUUUGGCUUGGACUUGGCUACCAAACGAAAUGAUGGUUUGAAUUCUUAUGGUUUUUCUGAAGGUGGGGAAACAAAGGUGGCUUUUUCAAUGAAAGUGACUGAAUCCAGUGAAAGUGUUUUGCAGCCUGCAAUUGAAGAAACUGGCAUUUUGCCAAUAAUCCUUUCAGCAGAUGGUAACCCAAAAUUUGAGCCUUCUCUUGUGGAUACCCCGCUUGUUAAGAAUAAGUCUUGUCCUUUGGAACCUUGCUUACCUAAAGAGACUCUAGAAUCUUCACUUCAGACUGAGUUAAUGGACCACGGAAUUGAAAUUGGUGAAACAAACUCAGUAUAUCAUGAUGAUGAUAACUCAGUUCUGAGCAUUGACCUUAAUCACCUGAGACCUAUUCCAGAAGCCAUCAGUCCUCUGAAUAGUCCAGUGAGACCUGUAGCAAAAGUUCGUAGAAUGGAAAGCCCGUCCCAAGUUCCGUUAUAUAACAACAGUCAUAAAGAUGUGCUUCCACCAAACUCAGCUCAUUCUACCUCUAAGAGUCUGUGUGAUGAUCUCAAUAAGGAAAAUCAAAAGCCAAGUCUCAAACCUGACAAAUGUACAGAAGCAGAAUCGUGUAACAGUUCAUCUUCAGAUGAAUUAGAAGAAGGAGAAAUUAUAAGUGACAGUGAAAAAUCUAAACCACAAAAAAGUUUUGAAAAAAAUGUUAAACCUAGAGCAUCUGCUGAAGCACAGAAUUCAAAAACUAGCCGGAAAAGUCCUAUGCAUUUGGAUAAAGACAAUAAGAAACCAUCCUCUGUAAAAAUCCAUCAGACCAAUGGCAAAUGGAAUAAAACAUCAAGUGAAUGCAGCAGAUCUUCAAAAACAGGGAAGAAAGAUAAAACAAUGAAUACUUCCAGUCUGGAGAAAAUAGUUGAGAUUAUUGCUGUUCCAUCUUCUGUGCGAGAGGUUAUGCACAUGUUACGAAUAAUAAGAAAGCAUGUAAGGAAAAAUUAUAUGAAAUUCAAGGUAAAAUUCUCAUUAAUACAAUUUCAUAGAAUUAUUGAGUCAGCAAUUUUAAAUUUUACAUCACUUAUUAAACACCUUGACUUAUCAAAAAUCUCUAAGUCAGUGACUACUCUACAGAAGAAUCUCUGUGAUGUUAUAGAAUCUAAACUUAAGCAAGUUAAAAAGAAUGGCAUUGUUGAUCGUUUAUUUCAACAGCAACUCCCAGAUAUGAAAAAAAAAUUGUGGAAAUUUGUAGAUGAACAACUUGAUUAUUUGUUUGCAAAGCUUAAGAAAAUUUUAGUAAAGUUUUGUGAUUCCAUAAACUUUGGAAGUGAUAGCGAUGAGGGAAAACUUGAAAAAAAAAGUAAAGAGAAAGCUCAGUAUUCAAAUUGUCAGGAGGGGAAUGUGAAGAACUCUGACAAAGAAAUGCUGGAAGUAAAAUCCUCAAAAUCAGAAGAAUCUCUUUACUGUAAGUCUUUACUGGAAUGUAAAAAGUCUGAGGAGAAACAUCAACACCAAAGUAACUCCAGUAUCAGCACAGUAAAGCAUGACAUUAAAAAAAGCUUUAACACCUGCCUUGAUAAUACAAAGAACUCUCCAUCAAAAGAGCACUCCUUGGCACUAAACUGUCCAGACACCCCAAAGCCAGAAAAAAUUGGAAGUGGCAUUGUAGAAGAUGCACAGGCACCCCAGCCUGCAGCUUUGAAGCCAGAACGUAGUUUCGAAAUUCUUACUGAACAGCAAGCAUCUAGCCUUACUUUUAAUUUAGUGAGUGAUGCUCAGAUGGGUGAAAUAUUUAAAAGUUUGUUGCAGGGUUCUGAUCUUUUAGACAACAGUGUUAACUGUCAUGAAAAAAGCGAUUGGGAGUUGAAGACUCCGGAGAAACAGCUACUAGAGACUCUGAAGUGUGAAUCUAUACCAGCUUGUACAACAGAAGAACUAGUUUCAGGAGUGGCUUCUCCUAGUCCUAAAAUGAUUAGUGAUGAUAAUUGGUCAUUAUUAUCAUCUGAGAAAGGUCCAUCUCUGUCUUCAGGGCUUUCGUUGCCAGUUCAUCCUGAUGUGUUAGAUGAAAGUUGUAUGUUUGAAGUGUCCACUAACAUAGCUUUAAGUAAGGAUAAUGUAUGUAGUUUAGAAAAGAAUAAACCCUGCAUUUCUUCGAUACUUCUUGAAGAUCUAGCUGUCUCUUUAACAGUACCAUCACCUCUGAAGUCAGAUGGUCAUCUCAGUUUCUUAAAGCCCGAGGUUUUGUCUAGUUCAACUCCUGAAGAAGUUAUUAGUGCCCAUUUUAGUGAAGAUGCCUUACUUGAGGAAGAGGAUGCAUCUGAGCAAGAUAUUCAUUUAGCUCUGGAGUCUGAUAAUUCAAGUAGUAAAUCAAGUUGUUCAUCAUGGACAAGCCGGUCUGUUGCUCCAGGCUUUCAGUACCACCCUAAUCUACCUAUGCAUGCAGUCAUAAUGGAAAAGUCCAACGAUCAUUUCAUUGUGAAAAUACGGCGUGCUGCACCAUCUACCUCCCCUAGUCUUAAACAGAGUAUGGGGACUGAUGAAUCAUUGGCAUCUUUGCCCAGAGAAGGAAAGGAAGCUGAUGAAGCAGCAGAGAAAGAAUAUAUUUUAUGUCAAAAUUCAGUUUUUAAAACUGUGGAUGAAUUGGGAAAUUCCAUAAAAAAUGUUGAUGGCAGUAAAUUGACUGAUAAAGAAUCAAACUCUGUGAUACAAACACAGGUUCCUGAUAUAUAUGAAUUUCUUAAAGAUGCCUCAGGUAAAGAGGGUAGUAGUGAUGAAGUGACUGAUGAAUGUUUCAAGUUGCAUCAAGCAUGGGAACCAAAAGUAUCUGAAAGCAAUGAAGAAUUGCCUCCAAUGGAACAAAUUCCACAAUCUGUCAAGGAUCAUCUUCCAAAUGCAUAUAUAGACCUAACAAAAGAUCUGGUCACUGAGACCAAAAACUUGGGAGAGCUCAUAGAAGUAACAGUUUUAAAUAUUGAUCAUUUGGAAUGUUCUGGAGGCAACCAGAACCAAAAUGCUCGAAUAUUAGACGAUUCUUUGCAGCCUGAUACUGUAGAUGCUUUUAUUGAUUUGACACAAGAUGCUUCAAGUGAGAGUAAAAAUGAAGGUAACCAUCCUUCUUUAGCUGUUGAAAAUUUGGAGUGUCAGGUGAUAUGUGUAGAUGAAGAAAACUGUAAGGAAGAAAAGGUGCAUGUGGUAAAUAGAUCUUUGGGAUCCGUUGUUGAGAAAUCCUAUAUUGAUUUGACCACAGACUCUUCCAGUCCAUGUGAAGUAAAAAAGGAUGAUUUAAAAUCAGAGCCGGCUUCAAAUUCUCAUAGUUCAGAGUUGCCUAGGACUUUGGAUAGUGCUCACAAAAAGAGAAAAAACCUUUCUGAUCUAAAUCAUUCUCAGAAAAAACAAAAAAAGGAAACAGACUUAACCAGUAAGGAAAAGGCCAAGAAAAUUACUCAAAAUUCAAGUGAGAAUGGUGAAACUCUCCAAAAGAAAGCCAGUAACAAAAGGGUUCCUGCAGUGAAAUUAACGACAAGUCCAGGGAGUAAGGAUCCGUCAGCCACACGCACCACAUCUCCUAUGAGCCUUUCUGCAAAGAAUGUUAUAAAAAAGAAAGGAGAGAUUAUAGUUUCAUGGACAAGGAAUGAUGACCGGGAAAUUUUAUUGGAGUGUCAGAAAAACGGGCCAUCAGUGAAAACAUUUACUUAUUUAGCCACCAAAUUGAAUAAAAAUCCAAAUCAGGUCUCAGAAAGAUUCCAGCAGUUAAUGAAGCUCUUUGAAAAGUCAAAAUGCAGAUGAGUUGCUGAAUUCCUUGGAGUCUUAAUUGAUUUUGCAUGAUACAAAGAAGCUUGGAAUUACUCAUGUUUUAAAUGGGGAAUUAGAGGUUUUUUAAAAUCACAUUUUGAUCACUAGAUGAUAAUCUACAUUUGUUAUUACUUGCUGACUCUUUAGUCUCAAGUCAGUAUCUGCAGCUUGUUCCAGUCUUCAGUAUGAUUUGCUUACCUGCCACUAGUCAAGAUAUUUAUUUUUGAACAUAUGAGAACUUGUUUUCAAAAUAAAGACAACAACAAUAUAAUAUUGAAAGCUUAGUUUUGAUAUUGCAAAGAAAUGAUUUCCUUUUCUAAAUUUUUGAAAAUAGUUUUGUAGCAUUUUAAACUUAAUAACUAUUUGGUUCAAGUUUUCUCCCAUUCUUAUUUGCCUUUUUAACUGCCUCUCCUCAUUUUGUUACAUUGUAAAAUAAUUUAAAUAGUAUAUUUGUAAAUAUGUGUAAUUAUAAUGAUGUAUAAAAUACUGUGUGUAUGUGUACGCAUAAAUGGCUUUGUUUA
Molecule: messenger RNA, 6634 nt
Organism: Choloepus didactylus (southern two-toed sloth)
Lineage: Eukaryota; Metazoa; Chordata; Mammalia; Pilosa; Megalonychidae
Gene: CASP8AP2
Product: caspase 8 associated protein 2
Exons: 12
Coding region: 216-6107 (1963 amino acids)
Biological process (GO): Fas signaling pathway; extrinsic apoptotic signaling pathway via death domain receptors
Cellular component (GO): mitochondrion; PML body
Molecular function (GO): transcription corepressor activity
Source: RefSeq, a predicted model, not a curated record